Aureobasidium uvarum is the source of this 201-nucleotide messenger RNA. NCBI's taxonomy places the organism in Eukaryota, Fungi, Ascomycota, Dothideomycetes, Dothideales, Saccotheciaceae. The record is from the annotation of a GenBank genome assembly.
AUGGACAUCACCGCCUUUACCGUGGGCAACCGCGACGCCGCCCUGCUCAUCGCCGACUACAACGCAUACCGCAAGCAACUCUCGCGACAACUGCUCGCUCUGCGCAAGCGUCUGGGCCGCUCUACCAACAAGGGCCAAAAGUACUCCAACAAGUCGACCGUCACCGCCGAAGAUGUCGCCCAGAACCCUCAGUACCACUAG